Trichomycterus rosablanca is the source of this 2095-nucleotide messenger RNA. RefSeq names its product family with sequence similarity 8 member A1a (gene fam8a1a). The coding region runs from base 1 to 894 and encodes 297 amino acids. The transcript has 5 exons. NCBI's taxonomy places the organism in Eukaryota, Metazoa, Chordata, Actinopteri, Siluriformes, Trichomycteridae. The record is from RefSeq and is a predicted model, not a curated record.
AUGGCUAAAGCGAGAAACGAGGAAGAAAGAACAGUUAAUCCGGAUGAUAAGGGACUGAAUGGAGACGUUAACAUGACAAAAACAGAGUAUUGUAAUAAGCUGCGGUCGUGGAUGUGGCAUUAUUACAGCGGCUAUUCGAGCUGGCAGGGCUGGAUGAUGAUGUCGGCGCUGCCGUUACCACCGUGUUAUUCGCCUCAGCUCAGCAACCAAACCCCUACCAGCCCCCCUACUGCCACAGAAUUCACUAACUGGUACAUGCAGCUUACCAACCCCCAUACAGCUCCACUGCCCGGGGGUAUACCAGCACCGACUACAGCGACUGCCAGUCCUGCACAGGCUAAUGCCAACCCGGUGCAGCAAGCAGGUAGAGAGUACACCAUUCCUUCUCCAUUACACAGAUUUCUGGCAGAAAUGGUGGAUUUCUUCAUCCUCUUCUGUGUUAAAGCAACCAUUGUUUUGUGGAUCAUGCACCUAAGUGGAAUGAAGGACAUUUCCAAAAUCAUCAUGCAGUUUGUGGUAGAGGAGAUAGAUGAGAACACAUCUCUGGAGGACCUGCAGAAGAUGAUGGUGGUAGCUCUGGUCUACAGGGUUCUGGUUUGUUUCUAUGAGACCAUCUGUAUUUGGGGAGCAGGAGGUGCCACACCAGGAAAGUUUUUGCUUGGCUUACGCGUGGUCUCCUGUGACUCGACAGUCAUGUUACGACCUAACCGGGUCAUGGUGGUACCAGCAUCUAACGUCACCUUAUCUGCCUCCACAGUACGGGCAUUGAAUAAGAACUUAUCCAUUGCUUUCCUCUUUCCGGUCUUCAUCACACUGCUCUUCUUCCAGCACAACCGGACCGUGUAUGACAUUGUUGCUGGAACCAUCGUGGUCAGGCGCAGGGGAGCCAGAUGACCAGCAGUGUAGGACAAAGGAUGACUUUAUAUUAUAGUAUUUAUGAUGAGGACAUAACUCUGCUGAAGCUUAUGGCCACACAGGAUUUAUACAUCAGUUUUGCUGGUUUCUUUUAAUGCAUUUGCUUAUUUUAAUGGAGUAAGCUUGUUUGGCUGUUAGCAUUUCAGUGACCACCAUGAUGCUCAUCAAUACAAACACUAACACUGGAUUCAUGUUUUUUCCACUUUGCUUUAAUUUUGGAUACCCAUGUUAACAGGUUAUCAUGCUGCUAGUGCAGCUUUGAGUCCCAGAAACGGCACAGCCUCUGCACAAUACAGUAAAGCCUAAUGUGCAAAUCAGUGAAAACAAACUAAACAUUCAUCACUGUAAAAAAGUCAAACCUUAAUAUGUGUGCUUGCUUCGCUUCAUAUGGCCCGAUAUUUCCUGUUAAGCAUAUUGUACUAUUUAACAGGAUUGAACCUGUACACCAUGCUUGUAAAACUGUGUAGUCACCUGACCAUGAUCUUGUUGGACAUCCUAUUUAAAAACCAUGGGUAUUAAUAUGGACUUGACUUCUCAUUUGCAGCUAUAAAACCUCACAUUUCAUGUUGUUUCAUCCAAAAAAGUGUUUACUAGGGGUAAAGUCAGGGCUCUGGGCAGCAAACACCUGCUUUGUGCACAGGGGCAUAGGAUAGGAAAUUGCUUUAUUCAAACUGGUGCCACACUAAUAGAAGUGUAUAAUUUAUUGAACUGGUAUUUUACCACCUGUUAGCUGUAAGUCUGGCUGGAAACACUUGAACUCAGUAGUUAGGAUGGUGUCCAUAUUCUUUUGGUCAUGUUGUGCAUGUGUAAUUGGCCAACAAGUGCAAGUGUGCCGGUCAUGCAGCAGCAUCAUUUCCUUUAUGCCGAGGUGGCUUGUGUCUACUGGGCAUGUGCACUUCGGACUACCAUGUGAAGUGCAUUAUUCUUUACUAUCAUUGAGGACAUCAGAUUCUGGAAUGCUUUUUCCAGUGAUUGCUCUGUAUUUUAAUGGAAUUGCACCUCAUGUAUGUAAUCAAUAAUUUUCAGAAAGGAUUUGUUGCAUUGCACAUCAUGUUUAUUGGCUUGGGCUUGAUGUGUACAGUGUGUGUGUGUAUGUGUUUCAGAUAUGUGGAUGAGGAAAUAUUUAAUAUGUAACUUAUAUAAAGCUAGGUGUUUUAUUAAAGUGAAAAAUGACAGUGAA